This is a messenger RNA of Synchiropus splendidus (mandarinfish), 3282 nucleotides long. It is a transcript of the gene siglec15l, whose product is annotated as sialic acid binding Ig-like lectin 15, like. Gene Ontology annotation, cellular component: plasma membrane. Lineage: Eukaryota; Metazoa; Chordata; Actinopteri; Syngnathiformes; Callionymidae. Gene Ontology annotation, biological process: regulation of osteoclast development; regulation of bone resorption; regulation of actin cytoskeleton organization. The record is from RefSeq and is a predicted model, not a curated record. The coding region runs from base 706 to 2085 and encodes 459 amino acids. The transcript has 8 exons.
ACAAUCAUGAUGUUGCUCUGAUCUAGCCAUCUCUGUGAUGUCAUGGUUUCAGAUGUUUACUACUCUACAGUGGAGAUGAGUGAGUGAGGAGCCAGCAGGGGGCGCUGACUUCCGCCCCACAGUGGCAGAGCGGCGUGAAAGAUGGAUUUCAUCUGGACACAUUUUGAUAAUAAAACACAUAUUUAAGUUAAUCUGCUUUGACCGUCCUUUUCUGGUGUGAGCCUAUGUGGGUGUGGUCAUUUACCGUAAGAAACCAAAGAAGAUUUUCUGAAUGUGUGAAUUGAGCAACUUCCUGUUGUGCCUCCGGUUCCUGACACAAAAGUGCCUGUAGCACCGCAUUUUGCUGACAUCCCACACCAAAGCUAGUGUCGUUCACACACCCAAGCCAGGAGGGCAUCUCCCCUGCCGCUGGCUCGCCUCACACGGCUGCUCACAGACGCACUGGGUGGGACUUGUCUUCACGCAAAAGCAGAACUUGCCUUUUCUGCUUAUGACUGGUUUCCCUGGUGCAGUAUUUUUUGUCAUUGAUUUCCUGCCUCUGUCUGAAGUCAUCGGAGUGGUCAGCUGUCAACAUGAAGGCGCUUGUUCUUCUGCUGCUCUGGACUCUCUCCUCAGCCGCCUUGAGCAACUAUUUUGACUUGCUUGAUGCUCUGGGCUCCAGUGGCGACUCCAUGAAUCCACGUGAAUUCUCAGUCUGUCUUCAACAUGAGCACAUGUGAGGAGGUCCACACCAUGAGAGGAGAUAACGCCCUCCUCAACUGCUCCUUCACCCACCCGAGAUUUGGCAGCUACUUGGGCCGCAUCACUGUCAAGUGGAUGGCUAGAGACCCCACAACUCAUCCGUUCUUCACCUGCUCCGUCAACAACUCCUCAGAUGCAGAUGUCAGCAAGUGUUCUUAUCCUGGAUAUAAGUACGCACUAGCAGGUGACCCUCGCCAGGGGGCUCUGUCGCUCCUCAUCAAAGACGUCACGCCGGUGGAUGAGGAGGUGUAUUUCUGCAGAGUAGAGUUUGAGGAUGAAGGUGGCACCAGCAGAGGGAUCAACCUCAGAAUAGGAGGUGAGACUCACUUCCUGAGUCUCCAGACACAAGUGACAGCCGGGUCCGUCACCGUGACGACAGCAUCUUCCCACUGGCAGUUGAUUGGCGUUUUAAUUCUUUCAGUGAAGCCUCAAAUCCUGAUUCUGAAGGAGUUGAAUGGAACCAGGAAUGGUCGGUCGCUGGAGUGUGUGGCGGAGGGAAAGCCACCUCCUCAUAUCUCCUGGUUCUCAAAGUCAAAAUGUCAGCUGGACGGUCUGAUUGACGCCAAAAGAUCUGGACCCGCCCGGGUGACCAGCUACGUCUGGUCCGACCAAGACGACCGGAUUACGUGCCGGGCUGAGAACCCUCUGGGCCGGGCCGAGCAGGCCUACCCACCAAGGAGCGCUCUGGUUCUGACCGUCAGAGUUGCCGUGUUCGGAGUGGUGCUGCUGGUGACAGUGGCACUUGUUGUCUGCAAACUACGGCCUGUCGGCUGCUCUGACUCCCAGCAUUCCAGGUGUCCGUCUGGAGAAGAUCCUCAAGCAAUUCCACUGGACUUCUCACCCAUCUACCAGAACCAGGCCGGUGAGUCCAACUCUUAUUUGCCUACCCUGCUCUUGCUCAGUUUUAGGAGAAAUGUUUGUCCCACACAGACACCACAUCCUCAAUCACACAUCAGAUUAAAAUCUCAAAUUUGUAUUUGGAAAGAAAACGUCCAUUUUUUCAUGCACUGCACUUGUUUUAUUGUUAACAAUAAUCAUACAUUACAGUUUGAGAGGCAAAACAGUUCUGACCUCAGAGUCUCAGUUGGUUUGUGUUUUGACGUUUGUUCAAAUGUGGUUUGGUGGCUCACUCCUGCAGUCCACCACCAGGCCCUUCAGUUUCCUGCGGGUGGCGCUGUGGGUCCUGGUCCAGUAAGUGAGACGUCAGAUCAUGGAGAGAGAGGCUUUUCACUUUCAUUGGAGACUGGUGUUUUGUACUUUUCAGGACUUCUGCACUGUGGACGUCCACCCGUGAGCAGGGUCACCUGGACCACCAGGGGGACGGAAGACUACAUGUUUAAUUGAGAGGAGAGAGAUGGACCCUAUACAUAAUAAUAUCAAAUGUCACCUGAUGCACCCUUCCUUCCUUCAAACCAUUCAUUAAUCCUUCCUUCAUACCGCAUACUUUCCUCCUCCCAACUUUCCCUCCCUCCAAUCUUCCUUCCUCCAUUCCUUCCUUCCCUACCUUCCUUUAUUUGCCUCAUUCCUGCCUACCUGCCCUCCUUCAUUUCUUUCAACCUUCCCUUACCUCUCAUCUCUUUCUCCUACCUUCCUUAGUACCUGCCUUUGUUGGGUUAAUCUUUCCUUCCACCCUCCUUCCUUUCUUUCCCCAACCUUCCUUCCUGGUGUCCAUCCUAAGGUAGGAAAAGUGAGUGGACUGUGGAUGGGAGAAACACCGCAGGCCUUUUUACAAUCUGUAAAUAUUUGACCAAUAAAACAUGUUUAGUUCAAGGAGGAAAAAGCGAAGUUAAUUGGCACAAACACUGGGGUGACAACAGCAUGAGUGUGAUUGUGCGUGUGUGUGUGUCUCUCUCUGUUGUGUGUGUCCAUAUAUCAUACAGGACAUGUCUUUUCAAAGGUGUGAAAUGUGCAACUUCCCGUCAUCUUCUGCUCCUCAACACUCUGCUGAAACCCCACUCAUCUGUGGUGUGUUGGACCAACGUCAGAGACAGAAGCAAAAGCAGUGAUGAAUUGGACAACAGUUGGAUAGAAGCCGGUUCAACAAGUCAUCAGGAGCAGAAGCUACACCUCUGAGUAAAAAAUUAAAAUGAUGAAAAUUAUGUUUUCCCUCCACUGGUCUGAUCAUCAGAGCUGGAGUGUUCGGAGUCGUGUUGCUGCUGACGAUGGGACUCAUCAUCUACAAACUUUGGCCCGUCUUCUGCUGUGUCCCGGGAGACCCCCAGCAUUCCAGGUGUCCGUCUGGAGAAGAUCCUCAAGACGACCAUGGGGUUCUUCAAUCUCCCGCUGGUGUCGCUGAGCAUCCUGGGAUUCAGCACCGUGAUCGUCCAUUUGUGAUCCCAGCCAGCCGGGGACACAGGGAGACGGAAAACAACAUGCUUCUCUGAGAGCUAUCUUUUGGGCAUAGUUGUGGCUACUUUGUGAUUACAAAAAUGAUCGUUAUGGUCAUAUUUGUCUUGUAUUUUUUCUAUUGGUAUUAUUAUGAUUAUCAUUAUUAUACUAUAUUUGUGUAUAUAUUAUUUUUUGUUUGUUUAAUGUCCCUAU